AUGGAUGGUGCAGAUGCCGACGUUGGUGCUGCCAGCAAAAGGCCAAGGUCUACUUCCACUGCUGUGCACGACAAGCCAGCACCAUCCAAGGACAGCGAAUCCCACGGAAGUGUUAGCUCUAGGAGAUCAUACAAGAGCCUACAAGAGACGAAGGAAAGUGACCAUGCUGAAACAAGGCAAAUUCACGCGGCACAUGCCAAGUCAUCGAUGGCUUCUGCUAGCAGUGCUGCUGAAAAUAUGUCAGUGGCUUCAUCAUGCUCAGUGAGACAGGAGCACCGUUCAAACUUUUCGGAAGCUCUUAGGGAAGUAGAAAUGCAGCCAUGUGAAGCGGGCACUGGCAGACGCUUAGAAGACAGUAGUGAAAAUCACACUGAAAAAGUGCAAGAUUGGCUUCAAAAGUGCGAUAGUGUUCCUCAGAAGAACACACCUUCAGAACUCGAAAGGUCCGAAGCACAGGAGAGCAGCAGUGGCCUCGCCGAAAAACAACUUGGUUCGAACCGCUUCUUCACCUCAGCCAAUCAUGCAACUAGUGUUUCAGCGAAAAGAAGUUCAGUACUUGAUGUUUCAGACACCGACCCAUACAAGUUCAUCCCGAGUCAAAAGUCUCUGCAAGCAGCACAGCGCGGAAGGAGGAGACGGCUUCGUGGGAAUGGCCGAGCAGCGGGCCUAGGGACAAAACGAUUGUCGCGAAGAAAGUCUGACCGGCAAAAGUCUGUUUGCGAAUUUGAGAACUUGAGAGACCUGUGUGCAGAGGAGAAGGCUCAAGAAGAGGACGAUGCCCGAGAGCUUGAGAUAGAGCUCUUUGUGACUCCAGGUGUCAGGCCUUGUGUUGAAAAAAAGGUCAUCAAUCAGAGGAGGUCCCACACAACAGCAAGAAGGCGGCCACGGAAGGUUAAGAGCAACUUGCAGCUUAAGCCACUAGAAGAGCAAGCAGCGGAAAUGCAAAGAAAAAUUGCAGAAGCCGAAAGCCAUGAGCUUAUUAUCGCCAAAGCUUUGCCAGGAAAUGUGGCGGGCAAGCGGGCUGAACAGAUCAGGAACACUAAUGCUUUGAAGGAUGUUUCCAACCUGAAGGCCCAAGUAGAUAAGGUGCAAAAUGUCGCCGUAUCAUCUUUGCCCAUGUCGCCAAGUGAAGAAGAAAACCUACCUCAGCAACUUUCUCCUGAGGUUGACGAGCCAAUCUCUUGCCUCGCAGAGAAGACCAGCACUGUACUGCACUCAAAAACAUGUGCCGAACCAGUGAAAGGAAAGGACAUUGUUGAUCUGUGUUCUGAUGAGGAAGGAAACAUGGUGGAAGCUUCUGAGAAAUGCAAGGAUUCAGCAGCAGAGGAUACACCAGGCAAAGUGAUGCCAGAUGAGAGGUUUGUCAGCAAUGACACCCAAGAAAAUGCAACCCUCUCUAGUGGGCCCCUUGCUGAUGCUCCAAGCAGUUCGGGGCCUAAAAGCACCAAACAAGGUGACACUGCUCCGGAAGGACAAUGCCAGGAGGACAAUCAGUCAGAGGAACAGAGUAGUGGUCGUCCACUAUCUCUAAAGGACUUCGAAGGAUUUUUCAAGAAGUCGAGCAGAAAAACGUUCGACAUCAAUGCCAGCACACAGGACUUGGAAUCACUUGGUAGUGGUGCAGUGGACACCCUUGAAUUGAUGACUGAUGUCUGCAAUAGCCUGAAGCAGGUUCCGGCUAGUGAACCAGAUCUAGUCCCAAUGUAUGAGGAGCCAGUAUCUGCGGCGAUGCACACCGACCACGAAGCUAACCAGCAGGUCAGCGUACGACGAGCAGGGGAUACAUUACUGCCUCACAAAAAUAGCAAAGUAGACCAGUACGCUUCCUGUUCUAGUGACAGCAUGCACAAGAGCAAAGACCAGCAGCAGUCGCCUUCAGGUUCUACCAGUUCUCCUGCCUCAGUGGUUACUCCUGCAGUUGAACCAGCUGUCAAGGAUAGUAGCUGUGAUGCCUGUCAUGUGACAAACACCAGUGCAGCUUGUCCAGCUUGUAACGCACACCUCUCUUUGGUGUGUGCAGAUGGCGUCAUCAAAGUAAUACUUAAAGGGCAGCCACACCGGCCAGUCCUCGUGGAAACCGGAAUGUGCACCGAAAAACCUUUCACGAAGGUCAUCAUUUGUAGAGAGGCUAUGAUCCAGACAGAAAGCUCAGAUUCCAAAGAAAUUGAUCCUGGAAGCUCUGGUGAUAGUUGUUCAAGCUUACCAUCGCCUCACCUGCCACCGACUGUACCUGAUGCUGUGCAAGUGCAAACUGCAAUGAUUGAAAAUGGUUCAAGCGGCAGAGUGCUCGAUGCUGCAAAGUACAGCCACAUUUCAAACACUUCCAUAUACUUUAAUGGCAGUUCUGCAAAUGCCGCUUGCAGUGGUCUUGAAGGGGAACCUGUCACGCAUAUUCAUACAAAACUUGCAAAACCAACAGUUGAAGAUGCUGUACUGAAAAGUACAAUUUUGGACUUGGACAAUGUUAGCAGGAAGUCUCGAAGCACUGAAGUAUUGUGUGAAAAUACAGAAGACCAGGGAGUCUUGCUAUGCCGACCAAACAUCUUUCGUGCAUCACAGCUUGGGCUCAGGACAAUUGUCGAAGACACUGAAGAGAUGGACACCACCCCAUCAAUGAAAUCAAAAGAAAUUGACAAAUUCCAAAGUAGCCCUUUGCAGCAUGAAGAUAGUCCAGCCAAGUAUGACUGGGAUGAAAAGGGGGAAAUGCAGAGCGAGGUUCAGUGUUCUGCGGAGACAUCCCUGUUAAAGAGCCAGAAUGAGGCGUUUUUGAGGCGAGAGGGCACGAAACUUCCUGAUCUUGGAGGCAAGUGUUCAGAAAGCAGCCUCUCUUCGUCCCACGCGAAAAGAGUGUUACCUCAGUACAAACAGAGCACAGGCUCCAGUUUCCAGAAAGAUCAAAUGGAGACUUGCAAUAAUGACGCGGACUCUCGUAGUGGAGAAGCAUACUUUCAAUCACAAAAAGGUACACAUCACAGCAUGCAAAAGCAGCAUCAUGACUUGAACACUGUGCCAAACGAAGACACCUGUCAGCGGCUCGCACAAGCACCUGCCUCGCAUUCGCCUGGUGUCACUAAUAGAAUAUUGCCAGAAGCAAAGUGUGACCAAGACCUAAGCAGUUCCGUCACGCCUUCGUUUGCAACGGCCAACGAUGAAUCCGAAGUUCAGAAGGCUUCUUUGCGUCAUGCGCACAUGCAUUCCCCAGAAAAGGUUGCUGCCAUUGGUGGUCCCGGGGCGGUCAGUCCAAAUCAAGACGACGGCCAUACUUCAGCAGAAUCUUCGCCCUGGUCUUCUCCGAUCCUGAUCAGAAGGGUAGCUCCGCGAAGUGUCCGAAACAAGGCGAGAAAGGCCUUGGUGUCUAGCGACACAACCUCUCGGGAGGAUAAUACGGACUCCUGUGAAAUCAUCGACGCAUCUUCCAAAGCCAGUUCGGGGCGUAAGUCAUCCAGGCAGAUUCUGCCCAGUGUGGCCGUGGAAAGCGACAGUGACAGUGAUCCUGUGACAGAAUCGGAGGCCCAAGAGCUCCUGAGGCAUGCUGUGCAGGAAGAUGACAGCGAGGAAGCUGCUCUCAUUUUUGCCAAGCGAGCUGUUGCACCACUUGAAGCAUGUAAAAAGCCACGUGUGCCACAGCUACACGCAUCAAAGAGGUCUGUCUGGUCUCCAGGAAAGCGCCACAGCAUUCUGCAACCCAGCCAGCAGCUGGGAACAUCUUCCCAAGGGAAGCACCACAGCCUAUGGAAGAAGCAUGACAGCUCUGUAAACGAUGGUGACAGCUCUGAGAAUACUUGUGGACGCAGCCUAGCCACCACCGUAUCGAGCACACUUUCAGAAGGCCUGGACAGAACACUGAAGGAGAAGAUGCUAGAACAAGACAUUGCAGACAUGAAGAAACAAAUGCUGAUGUUGGAGAAUGAGCUGCAGAAAACUACUGCCGGCAAAGGAACUACCGACAACUCCCACAAGGAUUCAUCUGCCAGCAAUGAUGUGGUUGCAAUGAAUGGGAAAGACGACAAUUGGGACUGGGACGACAGCGAUGGUGCUGAUGAAGUUAUGGACGUAGUGCCCCCGACACCACCAAGGAAAUCGCGGUCCAUCAAUGAUGGGUCAUUUUGUAGCACGACAAAAUAAGCUGCAUGGUCAGAUUUUUUUUCUUUUUGUACAGAACAAAAAUGCGUCUCCAGAGGUCACAUUAAUAACAACCUACAUAAAUUAUGUCAGAACUAAUGCAACUCUCUUGUGAUGUUUUCCGCUUUCGGGCAGUUGCUCGUGCGUUGAGUGAAGCCCUGAUAAUUUUUUAUAUAUAUUUUUGUGCAAAAGCUUUCAGCAGCUAUUCUGAGAAAUUAUGCGCAUUUUCAGAAACAUACCUUACCUAAAUAUUUAGAUUUAUGUAGGCGAAAAAAGUCAAUUUCUGCUACUUACACAAAAUUUUUUUACAUCACGUGCUACAAGGACACUUUAUUUGAGAGCCAGUUCCUUCUGUCAUUUUAUGUUAUCUGAACAACAUCUCUGAGGUAGGGGUGCAUUUGGUUUGCAACUCGCAUUUUAAAGCUUAGUGCACAUUUUGUAAAGUACAGCAGUGA
This is a messenger RNA of Rhipicephalus sanguineus (brown dog tick), 4577 nucleotides long. RefSeq lists its product as uncharacterized. NCBI's taxonomy places the organism in Eukaryota, Metazoa, Arthropoda, Arachnida, Ixodida, Ixodidae. The record is from RefSeq and is a predicted model, not a curated record. Bases 1 to 4125 code for a protein of 1374 amino acids. The transcript has 7 exons.